Molecule: messenger RNA, 2087 nt
Organism: Chiroxiphia lanceolata (lance-tailed manakin)
Lineage: Eukaryota; Metazoa; Chordata; Aves; Passeriformes; Pipridae
Gene: WARS1
Product: tryptophanyl-tRNA synthetase 1
Exons: 12
Coding region: 172-1593 (473 amino acids)
Biological process (GO): tryptophanyl-tRNA aminoacylation
Cellular component (GO): cytoplasm
Molecular function (GO): ATP binding; tryptophan-tRNA ligase activity
Source: RefSeq, a predicted model, not a curated record
GUGGUAGCCGUGCCAGCGUGGGGGUGAUGCAAUGGUGGAGAGCGAGGAGCGGAGGGAGGCAAAACAGUUUCCAGGAACUUCUCCUUGUUGUUGCUGCUGUUUUGAAUCUACAAGCCAAAGAAUUGGAUAAAUUUAGUUGUAACUAAACAGAUCUUUGUGCAGUCUGGCACAAUGGCUGAUAGUCUGAACUGUGAUUUGAAGUCUCUGAGUCCUCUUCAGCUGUUUGAAAGAGUAACUGAACAAGGAGAGAAAGUCAGAGCAUUGAAAGCAGGAAAAGCACCAAAGGAUGAAAUUGAUGCAGCAGUAAGGAUGCUAUUAUCAUUAAAACUGUCAUAUAAAACAACAACAGGACAAGAUUAUCAGGCAGGCUUGCCUCCAAAAGAUCUUGUAUUAAUAAACAAUGGUACAACUAAAGAAGAGGAUGAGGAUUUGGUAGAUCCCUGGAAUGUGCAGACGUCGAACGCUAAAGGCGUGGAUUAUGACAAGCUCAUAGUUCGAUUUGGCAGCAGUAAAAUCGACACAGAUCUGAUCAAUCGAAUAGAAAGAGCUACUGGGCAAAAACCUCACCACUUUCUACGUAGAGGAAUCUUUUUUUCUCACAGAGAUAUGGACCAAAUACUUGAUGCUUAUGAAAAUAAGAAGUCCUUUUACCUCUAUACAGGCAGAGGGCCAUCCUCUCAGGCAAUGCAUGUUGGUCAUCUUAUCCCAUUUAUGUUCACAAAGUGGCUGCAAGAAGUAUUUGAUGUUCCCUUAGUUAUACAGUUAACUGAUGAUGAGAAAUAUCUUUGGAAGGACAUGACAGUUGAGAAAGCAUAUGAAUAUGCUAAAGAAAAUGCAAAAGACAUCAUUGCAUGUGGUUUUGACGUCAAUAAAACCUUUAUAUUUUCGGAUUUAGACUAUUUAGGGACAAGUCCUGGAUUCUACAAAAACAUUGUCAAGGUUCAGAAGCAUGUUACCUUUAACCAAGUGAAAGGAAUCUUUGGCUUUACAGACAGUGAUUGCAUUGGUAAGAUCAGCUUUCCUGCUAUUCAAGCUGCCCCAUCCUUCAGUUCAUCAUUUCCACAGAUCUUCAGUGGCAAGGAGAACAUUCAGUGUCUUAUCCCAUGUGCUAUCGAUCAGGAUCCUUAUUUUAGGAUGACACGGGAUGUAGCACCUAGAAUUGGACAGCCUAAACCAGCCUUACUUCACUCAGUCUUCUUCCCAGCCUUACAAGGAGCCCAGACCAAAAUGAGUGCUAGUGACCCAAACUCCUCCAUCUUCCUCACUGAUACGCCCAAACAAAUCAAGACAAAGAUUAACAAACAUGCCUUCUCUGGAGGCAGAGAUACUAUUGAGGAGCACAGGAAGUACGGAGGGAACUGUGACGUUGACGUGUCUUUUAUGUACCUGACAUUCUUCCUGGAAGAUGAUGACAGGCUCGAACAACUGAAGCAGGCCUACACCAGUGGGGAAUUGCUCACAGGGGAGCUGAAGAAGGUACUUAUUGAAACAAUGCAGCCCUUGAUAGCAGCUCAUCAAGAAAGAAGGAAGCAGGUCACAGAUGAAGUUGUGAAGCAAUUCAUGACUCCACGGAAGCUAGCCUUUGAAUUUUGAAGAAGUGUGUAUGUAAUUUAGCACUUGAUAAUGCAAAACCAAGUAAUUGUUGUCUUCUGUUGUAUGUCAUGACCCUCUAGUUAUGUACAGCCUGUAAUCAGUGUUAUAAAUAGUGCUUUUAAUGAGUUAAUUAUCAUGAACAGCAAGGUGCAGAAAAGGUUUAAAAUUGUAUCUAUUUAAAAUCAGAAUAUAUAAGACAGAAUUGAUCAGUCUUGCAGAAAAGCAUGUAUGUCAGCACAGCAUUGUAUUUAAAUGUAUUUCAUGUUGAAAAUAUAAAUAAAAUUUCCAUUUGAUGAUAAAGGCUAACUUGGAAAUUGUUUUAAAUAUGUUAGUAAGAGGUCAUAUCUCAAACCAAUAAGUAGUAGCUCCGUUUUCUUUUGUACUGUGUACCUUGGUUUACUAGACUGCAUGUUCUUUUGGGCUACUGGGAACAUGCUGCACACAAAAAGCUAGUUAGUGUUACAAAGUGGGACAUCUGUGAGUUGAACACAGGA